This is a messenger RNA of Aspergillus tanneri, 690 nucleotides long. RefSeq names its product eukaryotic translation initiation factor 4E. Gene Ontology annotation, cellular component: eukaryotic translation initiation factor 4F complex. The record is from RefSeq and is a predicted model, not a curated record. The transcript is spliced from 2 exons. Gene Ontology annotation, molecular function: translation initiation factor activity; RNA 7-methylguanosine cap binding. Bases 1 to 690 code for a protein of 229 amino acids. Lineage: Eukaryota; Fungi; Ascomycota; Eurotiomycetes; Eurotiales; Aspergillaceae. Gene Ontology annotation, biological process: translational initiation.
AUGGCCCUUCCCAAGCUCCAAGUCAACGACAAAAGCCCCAAAUGCGACGGCACCACUAGCCCCGACGAGACCACCACCUCGCCAGUGACACGCAAAUCCCUACACCAGAACAUCUUCGGAAAGCUACGACCAGUCCCACUCCAGUACCACUGGACAGUCUGGCACGACAAGCACUCGGAUUCGACCAACUACGAUAGCCGGCUGUUCGUGCUGCACGAAGACUUGGCGGACAUCGCGACCUUCUACCGGGUCUACAACAACUACCCCUGGGGAAAAGUCCGACUGCGAGACACAGUUCACAUCUUCCGUAAGGGUGUGCGACCGGUCUGGGAAGACCCGGAGAACCUCAAGGGAGGAUGUUGGAAGUUCCGCGUGCCGAAGGAGAAGGCCCAGGAGUUCUUCCACGAGAUUGCUAUCUUGUGUAUGGCGAAUGAGUUCCAGGCAGCUCUGGAGGAAGAACAUGACCAUGUCUUGGGUAUAUCGACCUCUAUGCGGUUCAACUCGCAUAUAAUCUCGGUCUGGAACAAACUCGGCGACAAUGAACGUUCAAUUCAGUUGCUCGAGCGUACGAUUCUCGACCGCUUGUCGCCAGAUCUGCGGCCCACCGGGUCCAAAACGUACUUUUAUAAGCGUCACGAGGAGAAUGAGGGAUAUCGGGAAGCUGUGGAACGGGCGGCAUUGCAGAAUUGA